CAACGCCCCGCCCAGAUUUGUAUUCCAAUGCCUCAGUUUCAGCACUCUCGAUUUGCUAGCCUUGAGCUGCCUGCUACAUUGACAACUUUCUGUGAUAUUGCGGAGAGUGGCUACGCGAGCAAGCAUCACAGCCUAUAGCCUGCUGCUACCCGGGGAGAGGCGAUGAUGGCGGCGGCCGUAGAGAGAGGAGGAGUGCGGGCCGCUUUCCUGAAUCCAGGCAGCGGCGGCGGGAUCGGUGGACCAUCCCCGGCACCUAUUGCAACUGCUCCUGGAGCCGCGGUUGGAGCAGGAGGCAUGGGUUCGAAUUCGGGUGGGUCAGAUGGUCCCAUACCCGUGCCUAUGAACCUUUUUGCAACGUGGGAAAUAGACCGUUCUUCUCCGAGUUGUGUUCCAAGAUUGUGCAGCCUGACCCUCAAGAAACUGAUUGUCCUCAAAGAACUGGACCGAGAGCUUAGCUCUGUGGUGAUAGCUGUCAAAAUGCAGGGGUCCAAGCGCAUCUUGAGGUCCAACGAGUAUGUCCUUCCCCCAGACGGACUGAUGGAGACUGACCUUGAGCUAACUUUCUCACUCCAGUAUCCCCACUUCCUCAAAAGGGACGCCAACCGAUUGCAGAUCAUGCUGCAGAGGAGGAAGCGAUAUAAAAACCGUACCAUCCUGGGGUAUAAGACCUUAGCUGUGGGCGUCAUAAAUAUGGCAGAGGUGAUGCAACACCCGACAGAUGGAGCCCAGAUCCUGGGUCUCCAUAGCAACGUGAAGGAGGUGCCGGUGCGUGCGGCCGAGCUCAGUGUGUAUUCCCUGUCCAGUCAGCCCAUUGACCAUGAGGACGGCAGCGGGCAGACAGGGACCAAGGCCAAAGCCUUAGAUCGCUCCCCAGAUAUGGAUAACUACUCAGAGGAUGACGACGACAGCUACUCUUCGGAGCAGGAAGCUAGUGACGAUGCUGUUCAACCAGUGGACCUGUACGAUGAGGAUGACGAUGGACAAAGGAAGCCAAAGAAAAACCGGAGGAAAAUGAUUCGAACAACAUCCAUGACAAGGCAACCCAAUUUCAAACAGAAGUUUGUGGCCCUGUUGAAGCGAUUCAAAGUGACGGAUGAGGUUCUGGACUCGGACCCAGUGGACCAGACCCAGGAGGUGGAGGAGGAUCUGGACCUGCUCUAUGAUAGUCUGGAGGUUUACAACCAGAGUGACAGCGGCCCUGAGAUGGAGGACAACGAGAGUGUCCUCAGCACGCCCAAACCCAAACUCAAGCCCUUCUUUGAGGGAAUGUCCCAUUCGAGCUCCCAGACUGAGAUUGGGAGUCUGCACAGUCAGAAGAGCCAGGCCAGGGACCUGGCCUGCAUCGGUGGAGAUCUGCUGACCCCGGACAGGGCCAAAGUCCUAAUAGGGACCAAGUAUACAGACGACAGCGCCGGAUUGGAGUCUCCUGCGGGGGACGCGGAGGAUGAGGAGACUAGGGCUGGCACAGGGCCAGGUGAGACUAACCCCAACCCCACCCCUACCAGCUGGGACCUGAGCACGGACAAACUGCCCGGCCCAGUGGCCAAACUCUGCAAGACCGAGUCCCAGACACUCAUGUCGCCCAGUAAAACAGAGAACAAGCUGCAGAGGCGUCCUAGGAGCACGUCCAUGAAGGACCGGCAGAACUCCAAGGCCCAGAGUGACAGGACUAGCAGCAUUGACAGCGAGACAUCCCCGGAAUCCAGGAUCGCAGUCCAGGUCCCCAGGAAGUCAGUGUACGACCAGCUCAACCAGAUCCUUAUCUCUGACGAGCAGCUCCCAGAGAGCAUCAUCCUCAUCAACACCACAGACUGGCAGGGCCAGUAUCUAUCUGAGAUUCUCCAUGAGCACAGCCAGCCUAUCGUGUGCACCAUCUCUGGUGCGGAUGUCCAUGCAGCCUUCAACACCAUCGUCACCAGGAUCCAGAGAUUCUGUAACUGCAAUGCCCAGACACCCCCCACCAUCAAAGUGGCGGUGGCCGGAGACCAGAGUUACCUCAGCACCAUCCUCAGGUGCUUCGUGGAGCAGCUGGCCAACAAGACGCCUGAUUGGCUCAGCUAUAUCCGCUUCCUGGUCAUCCCUGUCGGUAAGCAGCAAUUCAGCCGAUCGCCAUGGAGUCCAGGUUCGGGCACUCAUCCUCUGGCCAAACACAUGUCUUCGUUCGACAGCAAGUUCAACAACAUCUUCAUGGACGCCGGCUGGAGGGACUUGUUUGGCAGACUCGAGGCCCCAACAUCAGACAACAUUGAUGUGGCAGGCCGCGUUUCUCAGUACCUGGCUGGGGCCAGUGUUUCACACCAGUGUCCCAUCUCUGAGGCCAUGCUCACCUACAAACAGAAAAGGAAGAGAAGCUUAUAUUUUGAUUUUUACAUCAGCCCUGACGAGGACUCCUGUCAGAAGUUUGUGCCAUUUAUUGGGCUGGUGAAAGUGGGCAUUGUUGAGCACAACCUCUCGACCUCAAUGGACUCUGAUGAUGCUGUGAUGGGGAACAUCAAUAUGCUGGCCUCCCCUCUCCCCCAGCCGGGACCAACCUACAUGAAGGACCUGACCUGCACCCCGCCCCCCUCCCCCUCCGUCUCAGCCACCCUCGCCGGAGCCGGCUCUCCGGUGACAGGCGGGGAGGUGAUGGGGCUCCAGGUGGACUACUGGACAUGUCACGGCGCCGACAAGAAGAAGGAGGGCGAGAAACGCGACGUGGGCAUCAAGAAUACCCUGAAGAGCAACUUCCGCUCGCUGCAGGUGUCCCGCAUCCCCAACGGGGGAGAGCUGACACCCCCUCCCGGCAUGGCCAUGACCGUUGUCAUGAAGGAGAAGAACAAGAAAGUGAUAUUCCUGAGUAAAAAGCCCAAGGAGAAGGAGGUGGACUCCAAGAGCCAGGUGAUCGAGGGCAUCAGCAGGCUGAUCUGCACUGCCAAACACCAGCACACCAUGCUGAGAGUGUCCAUUGACGGCGUGGAGUGGAAUGAUGUCAAGUUUUUCCAGCUGGCUGCCCAGUGGCCCACUCACGUCAAGCACUUCCCUGUUGGCAUCUUUGGCUACACCAAGCCCGCCAUGUGACAUAUCACUGCCACAUAAACCCAAGUAUGGGUAGCUGCAGCCCAAUAUGGCAACCGGAGUAUGGGCAAGUGGGUGUGUCGAAAGGAGUGGGUGAUUGGAAAGAUAAUCAGCUAAUUGAGCAGACUUGUUGCCCCUCAAGACCCUUUUGCAUGGCUGAUACUAGUUCGUAAGCCGCCGACCGGUGCACCGGUUUUGUAUCGAGUUGCCUGCUGACCGGAGGUGCUUCCCACUGAGCAGCUGUGUCAAGUUGUCACCAGCGGUAGAUAACGUGCCAAUUUUCUUCUUCUCUCCUAUGAUUUUAUUUCAAGUAGGAUAGAAGCCUACACAAGAAAUAACUAAUAUUGAUAACCAUCGAGAUUUCACGUUGAUACAUACAUACAGUCUACUCACUGGGCAUGACAUGAAGGGCAACAACACCUGGACACAGUGUCCUUGCUCUCGCUUUCCAAGUGCUUGUCCCGGCGUGGGAAGUAGCUAAUUAGUAGCCAAUAUCAGGGUGACCGUCACAGUGAGCACAUGCAUACAAGCAAUAGUACGCCCAUCAUCAGUACUUUUAAUAAAAAAUAAACAAUCGUCAGUUUUACAACUAAAAAUCUACAAUUAUUUGUGUUUAACUACCAGCGAAAUGCGACUCAGACUCAUCCUCUGGAUGAUUCAGACUCAAGUCCAAACUCUCGCAGUACGAUAGUUGUGUGGUAAGAACCGGACUAAAACGUCUAGCCUGCAACAGAGCGCUUUACACCCACUCAUUUCCACACGCCCAUUACUUUCCUUUCGACACACCCACUCCUUUCCACACGCCCAUUACUUUCCUUUCGACACACCCACUCCUUUCCACACGCCCAUUACUUUCCUUUCAGCACACCCACUCCUUUCCACACGCCCAUUACUUUCCUUUCGACACACCCACUCCUUUCCACACGCCAAUUACUUUCCUUUCGAACACAUCCACUCGCCUAUACGCCGGUCGACAAAUUGGGCUGCAGCUACCCCCUUCUCCUUAAACCCUGACCCCUGAACAGACUUUAUCAUCUCCCAUAGAGAGAGAUGGGCUGGUUUCCAUUCUGAAAAAUUACUCCUUUCCUUCCGUCCUUUAAAACGAACCUCAUCUCCCAUAGAGAGAAUGGGGCUGGGUUCAAUUCUGAAAAAAAUAAUUCUGUUCCCUUUGAACAGUCCUCAUAUUCCAUAGAGAGAGACAAGCUGGAAUACAUUCUGAAAAAUCACUCCCUUCCGUUCUGUCCUUUUAAUAUUUGUAUUUACUAGGUAUUGAGGCCAUCAAUAUGGUAAUGGCUCCAUGAAGUGAAGAUUAUAGGUCCUUAUAUGUUGGUUCCCAAUGUUUCAAAAUGUAAUUAUUAGAAAUACAUUUCUAAGUCUAAGUUUGAAAUGAAUCCAACUCCAAGUCAUUCAGCUCCGUGGGCUCUCCAAGUUGCUAAAGGUAGUGGGGAAGGCUGGGAGUAAUCCACCAGAUUGGAACCCAGCCCUGCUCUGACUAAGCAAAAAACGGAAACAAACCCCCUAGUCCUUUUCCUGUGGAAACUGUCCAGUUACAAACCUGUGUUCCCAGUAUAAAAUGGAUGUUGUUGUCAACGUCAAAUGUUACUGUUUUAUACACCAGCAAAAAAAAAGAAGGAAAAAAACAUGUUUUGUUAAAAAAUGUAUGCUGCCUUUUAAGUAGAAUAGUGUAUAUUGUGGUUAGACACUUAUAAUGGCCACCUGUAAUGGCAGCUUUGUUGGCACUUUGUUUUGUUACUAUAUUAUUAUUUCUGUGAAAUCCUAUGUGGGGAAAUGUCCUGUAUAUAAUGUAAGAGGAUUGAAGGGGUGUGUUGGUGUGUGUUCGCAGUGUGUGCCGGGAGGCAGUGUGUUACUGAUUUUUAGGGGAAAGGGUGGGAUGCUGAGAGAGGAAUUGCUGUGAAAUUUGCAGAGGAACCCCUCUUGCUAUGAAAAGAUGUAUUUUGUUCUCUUUUUCUAUUGAGAAAAGUGACUUACUCAAGUUUUUGAUACACUACUUUCUAGCUAGUAUACUUGCCUUUUUGAUUUAGAAGCACAUUGUAUGGAAACAGAAUUGGGACAAUCAGUAACCAAGAAACGUGGCACUGUAUAACGAGAGACAUUCAUCAGAGAGUGGAAUGUAUCCUUAGGCGAGUUCAAUGCAAUGACUUCACUUGUGAAUUUGUGACGCGGGCCCUAGGUGCAUGCAAGAAUUUCUGGACACAAACGUGUACAGGAGAGAGAAGAGUGAGAGAAAGGGAGGGCAAAGAAAGAAGGAAACAAAUGUAUUGUUCGCAGUGCCCUGCUCUAACACACCUGAUUAGUCUACUCUCUGCAAAGGGCUCAGCAGUGCAGUUUUCAGUAAUACCCUUCCCACACUACUACUGAGAAGACCCAAGCCAAGCUGUACUGCACUGGCCUGGUUAAGCAUCCACUAUGGUUGUUGGAACUGUGUUCAAAAUGACCAUGUGGGGAAAAAACAGUUAAACACAGUACAGUUUGGCUUGGUACAGUAGUGUGAAAAGGGUCAGAAUUCCACAGGUUGUUAAACUAUUUACCAGUGACAUUGAAGUGGUGUUCUUUUUUCUAACUUUAUCCAUUCUGAAAGACAAGAAUCCCUUUCUAUAAAACUAGCGUGCCGUAUUCAACAAUGAACUAAUUGCUGUCCACUGUUCUCUGUUUUUAUACUUUCUUUAAAGAUAGACCCACUCAUAAUGUUGAGUCAAAAAGGGCCACAGGCUUAAUUGGUUUUUAGGGAAUCGCCAGGAUUUUAAUGUCAGCAAUGUUGUUGUAUUGUGUGUUGUUUUUUCAUGAGGUGUAUUUUCUCAUAGACCUAUGAGGGAAAUUAACGUCCUGUGCCUCUUCAGUCGAGGCUAUGCAGGACACCUGGAAGUCAAAGCUUCCUUCCUUAGUUAUUUUGCCUCUCUCCAUCUUUUUACCUUGUAUGUUUGUGACUUGACACGAAAAUGCAUUUCAUUUGGAUGAAAGUGUGUUUUGGAGAUUUUAAGUGUGUGUCUGUGUGUGCAUGCGCUCAGAAGGGGUACUGUGUAACCCCAUUUGUCAAUAUCAACCAUUUGAAAACUAUGGCUUCUCUUGCGAUUAGAUACUACAUGGAUAGUAUUACAUUUGAUGUAUUUUUUGUUCAUCUUCACCGUGGUAGCUGAGUAUUAACAACAGUGUAUGUUACCGUA
Molecule: messenger RNA, 6236 nt
Organism: Oncorhynchus gorbuscha (pink salmon)
Lineage: Eukaryota; Metazoa; Chordata; Actinopteri; Salmoniformes; Salmonidae
Product: phosphofurin acidic cluster sorting protein 2-like
Exons: 25
Coding region: 163-3057 (964 amino acids)
Biological process (GO): protein localization to plasma membrane
Molecular function (GO): transmembrane transporter binding
Source: RefSeq, a predicted model, not a curated record